AGGACUCCAUUUACCAGAGGACCACAUGAGGGCGCCCCCUGGUCCCGCCCCCUCCCCGGUCCCGCCGCGUGGCUGGAGAGUCGGCCCGCGCCGGAAGCCGCUCUCCCGGCCAGGGGAAGGUGGGGAAGCGCGCAGGUGCAGCCAGCAUGGGUGAGCCCCAGGGGUCCACGCGGAUCCUAGUGACGGGGGGCUCUGGGCUGGUGGGCAGAGCCAUCCAGAAGGUGGUAGCAGAUGGAGCCAGGCUGCCCGGAGAGGACUGGGUGUUUGUCUCCUCCAAGGAUGCCGACCUCACGAAUGCUGCACAGACCCGGGCACUGUUUGAAAAGGUCCAGCCCACACACGUCAUCCAUCUUGCUGCCAUGGUGGGGGGCCUCUUCCGGAACAUGAAAUACAAUUUGGACUUCUGGAGGAAAAACGUGCACAUCAACGACAACGUGCUGCACUCGGCCUUCGAGGUGGGCGCGCGCAAGGUGGUCUCCUGCUUGUCUACCUGCAUCUUCCCGGACAAGACCACCUACCCUAUCGACGAGACCAUGAUUCAUGAUGGGCCGCCGCACAGCAGCAAUUUUGGCUACUCUUAUGCCAAGAGGAUGAUUGACGUGCAGAACAGGGCCUACUUCCAGCAGCACGGCUGCACCUUCACCGCCGUCAUUCCCACCAAUGUCUUCGGGCCGCAUGACAACUUCAACAUCGAGGAUGGCCACGUGCUGCCCGGCCUCAUCCACAAGGUGCACCUGGCCAAGAGCCGCGGCUCGGCCCUGACGGUGUGGGGCACGGGGAGGCCCCGGAGGCAGUUCAUCUACUCACUGGACCUGGCUCGGCUCUUCCUCUGGGUCCUGCGGGAAUACGACCAGGUGGAGCCCAUCAUCCUGUCAGUGGGCGAGGAGGACGAGGUGUCCAUCCGGGAGGCGGCCGAGGCCGUGGUGGAGGCCAUGGACUUCCACGGGGAGGUCAUCUUUGAUACCACCAAGUCAGAUGGGCAGUUUAAGAAGACGGCCAGCAACAGCAAGCUGCGGGCCUACCUGCCUGACUUCCGGUUCACACCCUUCAAGCAGGGUGAGCCCUCUCGCCCCAGCCCUGGGAGUCCUCCCAGCCCCUCCCGAGGCCUCAGCUCCCUCCCGCCAGGUGGGGUGGGCGCCCUACAGGUUUGGUCUCCACACCGUCACCGUGGAGGCAGGAGGCAGGGUGACUGCCCUAUGGCCCUGGGCCCCCUCCCCACCUCCCCUGCUGCCUCUGCAGCCGUGAAGGAGACCUGUGCCUGGUUCACUGACAACUACGAGGAGGCACGGAAGUGAAGCACAGCCGCGGCCGUGGGGCCAGGGGCCUCCUUUUCCUGGUGCCCUGGCGGCCGCUCAGCCAGUGGAACCCAGCGGCCACCACCCUCAGAGCCUGCCCGGAGUUGGGAGCACUGCCCCCACGGUGGUGGGCCCGUGCUUCACCCCCUACCAGGGUAGCUCUGGGUCACUGUCCAGAGGGGCCACGUCCGUCCUCAGGGAAAGAAAGGCCCGGCCAGGCCGGCACCUUGCUCCCCAGCACCGGUCCCCGAGUGUGUCCAUUCCUGAGUCCCUGGGAGCCAAUAAAGUGCAUUUGUUUCCACA
Molecule: messenger RNA, 1598 nt
Organism: Phacochoerus africanus (Common warthog)
Lineage: Eukaryota; Metazoa; Chordata; Mammalia; Artiodactyla; Suidae
Gene: GFUS
Product: GDP-L-fucose synthase
Exons: 10
Coding region: 147-1295 (382 amino acids)
Biological process (GO): nucleotide-sugar biosynthetic process
Molecular function (GO): GDP-L-fucose synthase activity
Source: RefSeq, a predicted model, not a curated record